Clarias gariepinus (North African catfish) is the source of this 4030-nucleotide messenger RNA. RefSeq names its product heparanase 2 (gene hpse2). Gene Ontology annotation, cellular component: extracellular matrix; membrane. NCBI's taxonomy places the organism in Eukaryota, Metazoa, Chordata, Actinopteri, Siluriformes, Clariidae. Bases 198 to 1934 code for a protein of 578 amino acids. The record is from RefSeq and is a predicted model, not a curated record. Gene Ontology annotation, molecular function: hydrolase activity, acting on glycosyl bonds. The transcript is spliced from 12 exons.
CGCAAAACAGGGGGUGGAUUGGAGGCCAGAUUACAGGACUAUACAGAAAACAAACAUUCACUUCAAGAGGGUGAACGACAGCACUUAAGGUGAUUUUAAUCACGUUAUUUUUCCAUAAGGCUGCUCAGCAAGCUCUCCUCCAGUUCGCAGCGCGCUCGGAUCGGAUCGGAUCGGAUCGGCAGCUUUGUGGACAGAAGAUGCCCGGGCGAUUCUUUUCUCAGAUGGUUGCCGUGGCUGUGUGGUGGGCAUUUCUAAUCCAGUUUUCGAUCUCUUCUGCCAAUCCUAACUACCGGCGACACGUGGCCGCUGAUAAGAGGCAGAAUUUUCUACAGAGGACUCUGAUUUUACUGGACGUUAAUACGCGAAGCCCGGUGCGGGCAUUGAAUGACAACUUCUUAUCGCUGCAAGUCGACCCGUCCAUCCUGAAGAACGGCUGGCUAGACUUCUUGAGUUCCAAGCGUUUAGUGACUUUGGCUAGAGGACUUUCUCCAGCUUAUUUAAGGUUUGGAGGCAAGAGGACAGACUUUCUCCAGUUUCAUAAUCUCAAAAAUUUAGCCAAGUUUAGAGGACCAGGACCAGAUUAUUACCUCAAGAAUUAUGAGGAUGACAUAGUGCGAAGUGACAUUGCCCAGGAUAAACAAAAGGGGUGUAAGUUGGCCAGUCACCCUGACAUGAUGUUGGAGUUGCAAAGAGAUAAAGCAGCUCAGAUGCAACAAGUUUUACUGAAGGAGCAGCUUUCUAACCACUACAGCGAUGUCAUGAUAACAGCCAGGUCUUUAGACAAACUGUACAAUUUUGCUGAUUGUGCUGGUCUGCACCUGAUCUUUGGGCUCAAUGCUCUACAUCGGAAUCCUGACAACUCAUGGAAUGCCUCCAGUGCGUUAAGUUUGUUAAAAUACAGCGCUGGCAAGAAGUAUAACAUAUCCUGGGAGCUGGGCAAUGAGCCGAACAGUUACCGCACAAUGGUAGCUCAUUCAGUCAACAGCAGUCGACUGGCUCAGGACUACAUUUUGUUGAAGACUCUGCUACAGUCUGUCCGCUACUACAGCCGGGCCAAUCUCUAUGGUCCCAACAUUGGCCGUCCUCGCAAAAACGCAAUCAUGCUUCUAGAUGGGUUCAUGAAGAACGGUGGAUCUGUUGUUGAUGCAGUUACGUGGCAACAUUUUUACAUCGAUCGGCGUGUGACUAAAGUGGAAGAUUUUUUGAAAACACGUCUUCUGGACACACUAACAGACCAGAUCACAAAGGUGUUAAAGAUCGUAAAGAUGCAUGCUCCUGAGAAGAGGGUGUGGUUGGGAGGAGUUGGUCCUGCAUGGUCUGGAGGCAUCAGUAAUUUGUCAGACACAUUUGCAGCUGGACUAUUGUGGCUAAACACUCUUGGCAUUUCUGCAAUGCAAGGAAUUGAUGUAGUACUUCGACAUUCUUUUUUUGACUAUGGUUACAGCCAUCUAGUGGACCAGCAAUUCAAUCCUUUACCGGAUUACUGGCUGUCACUGCUUUUUAAGCAUUUGGUGGGUCCCAGGGUGCUGGCAGUACAAGUUGCUGGGCUCCAAAGAAAGCCGCGUCCUGGGAAAGUGAUCCGGGACAAGUUACGCAUCUAUGCCCACUGUACAAGCUUUACCAAUCACAAUUAUGUCAAGGGCUCCAUAACAAUCUACAUCAUCAACUUGCAUCGGUCGAGAAAGAAAAUAAAGCUGGCUGGGACAUUACGAAAUAAAACAGUUCACCAAUACCUGUUACAGUCGUUUGGAGCUGAUGGUCUUCACUCAAAGUCCGUGCAGCUGAAUGGAGAACCUUUGGUCAUGUUAGACAGUGACACUUUUCCUGAGUUAAAACCGCGGAUACUGAGAGCAGGACGAACAAUACUCAUGCCCCCAGUUUCCAUCGGCUUUUAUGUCAUCAAGAAUAUCAAUGCCUAUGCUUGUCGCAGAUAAUACACAAUCAGAUUUUUGUGAAAAGGAACUGCCCUUCAUAUAAGCAAGGGUUGCACUGAAUCCCUUAUAAAAAAUAUAUAUCCCUUGCCUUCACUCUACAAGCCCAACACUGUUUCUGAAAGAGCAUUAAUUUUCUCCCACAUCCAGCUAUCACUUUGGUUUUUAGUGUUCCUUGUAUUUUGGGGGAUAUCAAAGCGAAAGCCGUCUUAAAUCAAUCCAGUGCCCUGGGUUUCUUUGAUCUAGAUUUCUUACUGUCAUUGGAAUGCUGGUCAUCCUGGAGAAUAAUGUUAAAUAAUGUUAAUUUAUAUUAACUAAAAGGAUGAUAAAAAGAAAUAAAAUAAUAGCGCACUAGUUGUAUUACUAGAUGUUGUAUGUUGUGGUAGAGAAUGUUACUGUUUACUCCCUGCAGCAAAUAUUACUCAUAGUCCUUGUCACCCUAAGGUGUAGACUUGUGUAAACAUAAAAGCCUAAUAUUUUAUCUGCUCUAUUUUUCCCAGUUAUUUUAUAACGGUUUAGUACAAAGUUAUAUUAUUUUUCUUUUUCUUUAUUGGUAACUGGACAUAAAGCCUGAACUACAAAUGUGACAAAUGAAAGUGUAUUUAAUAUCUGUUCAGCUCAGGAAAUAGGUCAUAUUCUCUCAUUUUAUUUAGUCUGUUAUUUGCUUCUCUCUUUUCAUACUGUACAUUAUAGGUUGUUUACCUGUGCAUGUUAACCAAACAGACACACACUUUGUACACUGCCAUAACACUGUAAGCCUUUAUUUCAUCUGAUUUAUCUAUCUCAGGCUCCAUCAAAAAUUCUUCCUGAAACUGUACCCAGCACUACCUUAUAGAAUAUAUAGUGUAAAUAAAUGUACAGUCAAUCCCUUGUGCUGCUAGACAUUUGGUAAAUAUUACGCUUGACAAGUACCAAUUUAUUUUAACAGAUAUGCACAUAAUUGUUCUGUGUACAUAUGUUUAUCAUAGACGUUUUGGUGUGUGCUGUUUCUUUACCUAUAUUAUUUAUAGAAAUAUAUAUUUGUAUAUAUUUUAACCUGUUGAGAUAAAAAAUCAAAUAUUGUAGUUUAAUAAAUUGUUUACUAUUUCUUUCAUUCUUUUUUUUCUGUAAAGCAUAUGGGAACCCUCACAAGAAGAGACUCCUAUCUAGCCAAAGUAAUAGCAUGUUCAUAAUGAAUGCAAAGUACAGCCCAUGCUGUUUCUAUAUAAUGCCUUAAUGUUUUCUCACAUUGUGUAAAACCUUUAAGUGAUAAAUUGUCUAAUUAUAUAAUGCUCAAAGUGGAGCUGAGAUACUGCUGGUUUGUGGCUGCAAACUGUUUUGUGACAAACAAAGUAAAGAAGAAGUAAAAUUUAUUGUAAUAUAAGAAAGUAAAAUGGUAUGAAUCAAAGUUUGAAAUAAUUCAUUCACAUCACCAGUCUUGUCUCAUGAAGUGUUCUUAAUUGAUGCUAACCUCUGGGCAUUUCCAUCUUGGUAUUUAAACAAGCAUCUAUAAAUACUUUGAUAAUGUAUAGCACAAAAAACACAGGUUCACUGUUAAGGGUUUGUCUCAACCCAAGCUCAGUGGCUGAGUUAGCGUCAUUCUUUUAUGAAUGUGUUUACAGAUUAUUUGAUGAUGUUAUUAUUUAAUUUUUAUGUUUUAUUGUGUAAAAUAUCUGUUUGCACAUUAUUUGUUUAAAUAUGCUACCACUAAUAAAAUAAUAAUUUAAACUUGUAUUUUUUUUUUCAAUAGAGCAGUGUUUAUGCAGUGAGAUUUUAAGCAGUGUUUAAGUGAUGAGUUUAUUAGACCGUGUUUAUGCAGUCAGAUCGUAUUUAGGCAAUAAGUUUUUAGAUUAUGUUUAUGCAGGGAGUUGUCAGUGUUUAUGCAGUAAGUUUUAAACAGGGGUGCAGUUUUUAGGCAGUUAGUUGUUAGACAGUAUUUACACAGCCCAGAUGGCAAAAUUGUUAUGACACAGUUCUACCUGUACCACUUUGAUCUGGCAUACAUACCACAUGGAAUGGUGGCCCUCGUGUGGUCCACUCCCGUUUGCCAAAUGCCAAAAGCACAUUUGAACCAUUAUUACAUAUUUACAGAUUCUACAAUAAGAAUUAAAAAAAUGAUA